AUGUCAGUUUCGGAAGGAUGGAAUGGAAUCAAUAAUCAGAAUAAUAUUAGCAACAAUAGUAUGUAUAGUUCAAUGGCGAGUUCGGUGACUUGUUUGGCUGAAAAUGAGCAUGAGCCGGUUUAUGAAAUGGAUGAGGAGGUGGGUGAAUUUUGAGGCAAUUGGGGAAAAAUUGAUGGAAAGUUUGGAAAAGUUACCAGAAGUUCUUCAGCUAAUCUAGAAAAUUAGGGCGACUUUGCCCUUACGCGGUAGAUAGUGCCGCUACGCGGAAGCUUGCGGAUUACAAAAUGAAAAAUAGUGGAUCAGAUUCCCGUGAAUUUUUGAAUUUUAACCGUUAUUUUUCGGUCAAAAAUUGAUAGUUUUGACAAUGUUCAGUUAAAUUUUCUAUUUUUCCUCUGAAAAAUUCACUGUUUCAAAAAUUAAGAAAAAAGUUUUUGUUGGGGUAAAAAUUAAUGAUUGUACUGUUAAAGAUGGAGUCCGAGCAAAAAACAAGUUGUGCUCAUUUGAAAGAUCAUGUUCUAAUAAGUACAAUCCUCGAAGGAUUUUUUCUGGAAGCUUCUAAAACAUUUGUUAAGAAUUUACAAUGUUCGAAAAAAACACUGAAACACCGUGUAAAAUGGCUGUAAAAGUGUAAAAGUCCAUAAGUACUUUAGCUUGGAUUCAAUGUUUGAAAAGCUUCCAGAAAAAAAUCCUUCGAGGAUUGUACUAAUUGAAACAUUCCCUUUCAAAUGAGCACAACUUAAUUUUUGCUCGGACUCCACCUUUAAGCAUGAAAAGAAGUAUUUGAAUUCUAAAAAAAUAAUUCCAGUAAUAUUGACAUCUUUAAAAAUUUCGAAUUUAUUACGAAAAAAUUCACUGUUUCAAGAAAUCUAUGAAAUUUGCACAGGUUGUAGUGAUCGCUUUUGAUCUCUAAUAUUUAAUCAAUAAUAAUUUUCACUGUUUUUUUGAUGUUGUUUUGAUGUCUAGAAUAAGUUAUUGGAUUGACAAUGAGGUUGGGACUUUGUUUAUUGAAAAUUGAAAGAAUUUGAUAGUUCUUAUGGAAGUAAGAAUUUUUGUGUUGUCUCUAAACUUGAAUUUUUGGCCUCAAUGUUUAAAAAAAAUUCACUGUUUCAACAGUUUUUGAGAUCAAUUUGAUUUUUAGAAAGUUCAAUUAAUAUAUCUUAAUUGUUGAAAACAAAUUUUUACUGUUAAAAAAAUUCACUGUUUCUAAGGAUUCUGAUAAUAUUUUAUUUUUCAGUCAAUUGUGUUUUCGUAAGAAUUCGGAAGUGAAAGAUUACCUUUUAGAAAAUUAAGGAAAGGUUCACGUUUUGAAAGAGCUUUGGCAAUUUUCUGUACUAAUUUUCAAAAAUUUCGUGACUUUUUCGUUCCGAAAAAUUCACUGUUUCAUAGAAACUGGAAUAUCGUUUUUUGACACAUUCUAUAAUAAACACGAAUUUCCAUCGGUAGAAUUUUCAAAAAAUCGGUUUUAAUUCUACGAAUUUAAUGAAAAAAAUUUGAUUUUUUUAUUUCAAAAAAUUCAUGAAUUCAUAAUUUUUGUUCAGAAAAAUUCACUGUUUCAAAAAUUUUAAAUAUAAAUUAGAUUUCCAAAACAUUUAUUGAAAUUUUUCUGUGAUACUUUUUUCGGUAGAAAUUGAAACAUAAACACAAUUUCGUAAUCGUUGAAUAAAAAUUUACUGUUUCAAAAGUUUUCAAAAUGAGUUUUUUUUUCCUUUUAGUUUAAUGAAGCAAAUCAUUUUUUUCACAAAAAAAUUUCACUAUUUCAAAAUAUGUUGAAGACAGAUUUAAAAAAAAAAUAAAUCACCAAAAUUCUGAGUUUUUUUUUACUAAAAAUUUUCGGCAAGAAUACGCUUCAAUUUUUUUUUGAAAAUCUGAAGACUUCAGGUCAACAUAUAAUUUUCGAAUCUUUUUCGCUGAAAAAUUUAUCCCCAAAAAGAUGACCCCGAAAAGUCACAUUUUUCUUUCUCUUCCCAAAAAAUCCCUCGUUUUUUUCCUUCUUUUUUCCCCAGUUUAGUGCAAAACAUUCUUCAACAAUUUUUAACAAAAAAAGAGGAGAAAAAGAGAAAAAUAGUGUAAAUGAGAAAUGUGUGGUGCUGUCUUUCUGCUGUUUUUUUCGGUUUUCCCCGGGGGUCUUUUUUGGUGAUAUGAUGAAAAAAAGUGAAGAGAAACAAAAAAAAAGAGGACCAGAAAAUAGCCUUUUUUGUUUCUUCUUGCAUUUUUUUGGGAGGGUUUGGAAUUUAAAUUUAUACUUUGAAUAUUUUGACCUGUAUCAGAUGUUUUUAUGUUGCUUUCGGAAUUUAAAUGUCCUUUAAUGAUGAGACAUUAUCUUGAAUUUUUUUUUCGAAAAAUUAAUAAAUUUUGAAACAGUGGAAUUUUUUUCAGAAAACUUUCUGUUUCUGAAAAAAAUGAUUUGCUUAAAAUCAUUUGAAUUUUUGAUAUGAAAAAAACAUAAAUUUUGAAACAUUAAAUUUUUCUAAUUUUUUUUUACUGUUUCAAAAAAUUAUGAAGAAGACUUUUUUAAAAAUUUUUUUGCUGUCUCUCUUAAAUCGAACAGUUUCUUCUAUUCGAAUUUUUUUGGUUAAAAAAAUUUACUGUUUCGAAAAAAAUGUCAUAAAAUAAUUAAAUUUAACUUCAUCAAUGAGUUUUUUAUGAAUCUCGUUCAGAUUUUCUGCUAAUUUUUGAAAAAGUCGAAAUUUGAAAAAAAAUUUUUCACUGUUUCAAGGAAAAUAAUUCAGAAUUUUUUAUAUGGUUGACAUUAGCUGACUUUCUAACACUUCUUUCAAAAAUCUUCGUUUUCUUAAUAAAUUUUGAAACAGCGGAUUUCUGAUUUUUGGCAAGAAUCCAUUUUUUUUCGAAUUUUUCACUGUUUCAACAAUUAAGGAAUUUCUUUUCUUCAUAUUUUGACUUUGAUAGCACUAUCUCUUCAAUUUUCUAAAUCAAGUUAUUAUUAUAAAAUUCUUGGUUCGGUUCCCAACACUAAUUAAAUUUAGUGUCCAAAAGAAAAUUUUUAUUUUAUUUUAUUAUGGGGCUAUUCAUGUUAUUUUUCAACGCUGAGAAAACGGGAGAAAAGCGGAGAAAACCUAUUCAGGUAGGCUGAGAAAAUACGAAAAAAGCGGAGAAAAUGUAUUUCCUCCGCAUUUCUCCUGUUUUCUCAACAUGCUGAGAAAAUACAUGAAUAGCCCCAUUAUGAAAAAAAUCUUUUUUUUUUCUGUUGUACAAUUUUUCUGGAAUUUAUGGGGUUUCUUCAUUUUUUACGAAAAAUUCACUGUUUCAAUGGUUUUUUGGGGUUGGUGUGAAUUUUGGUUGAUACUCUUCUGACCCGAGAAGGUAGAAAAAUGUCUCAAAAAAUUUUCUCUGUUUCAAAUCUGACAAUGCUUUACUAGACUACAAAAUAAUUUAUGAAAAAAAUCACUGUUUCAAAAAUUCGAUAAAUUAUUUUCGCAAACAAAAUGAAUAUUCUUUUUGCUCGGCUGAUCAGCGAAAUAGUUUUACGAAUUCGACAUUUUUGAAUUUAUCCCACAAAAAUUCACUGUUUCAAAAAUUACAGAAACUAUGUCCAGACUAGAUUAAAUUGUUCUUUUAGCUGGUUGAUCGCCGAUAUUUUGAUUAAAAUCUGAAAUAAAAACAAACCGACAAAAAGUUAUCCAUUUUUUCCACUGUUUCAAAACUUCUAGAUAUUUUUCAAAUUCAAAUCAGGUUAUUGAUAAUGUUAUUUGAAUUUUUUCAGAAAUAAUUGUUUAAAAUGAGUCACGAAAAAUUCACUGUUUCAAGAAAAAUAUGAAAUUUGCACAUAAUGGAUUGCAGUGAUCUUGCUUGUCUGAAAAAUUAAUAUGAGACAAUAAUUUUUUUCACUGUUUCAAAAACUUUAUAAAGUGUUUUAUGAAAACCAGCAUUAAUUCGGAGCUUAAAACUAUGGUUCAUUUGAUAUUUUUUCACUGUUUCAGAAAAAAAUUAACAAAAAUUAUAGCCUAAACAAUUUUCUACUGAAAACCCCAAUUUUCCCCUACAAAAUUCCGCUGUUUCUCACAAAACUAUGAAUAAUUUUUUGUUUACAGAUGCACACAUCAACUUCUUGCACAUGGCAACUUCUUUCGGUUUCAUUACACAGAGUAAGUCUUCUUUUUCUCACUUUUUCCCAACUAUUUUGUAGUAAAAAUGAGCUGACCCUUCAGCAGAAAAAAUAUUGAUAAAUAUGUGGAGAAAAAUGGAGGGAUAUUGAUUGAUUUGUUUGUUUUUUGACAAACGAGAAGUUUUUGAAUUUUGGCCAAAAUUUGGGUUUUGAAGCGCUUUUUUCUUUCGCUUAAAAGUGUCAGUUUUUGUCUGAAGAAAAUUGAUGUUCAUUUUAAUCCGAAAUGAAUUUUUCAUGUUUUUUGUUCCAAUGUGCACUUUUUUGCUCAAUUUUUGAACCUACUAUUAUUUUUUUUCCUAUAUUUUUUGAUGGGUGUAUAAUUUUUAUGAGAUUUUGAGACGUUUCCUUGCCAAUUGUUUUGAAUAAGGGAAUUGUACGUUUCAAAAUUUUGGUUUAAAAAUGCUUUUUUCCCAGAAGAAAAAAUUCCAGCAGAAUUAAUUUUUUGAUACCUGGAUUUUACAUUAGAAAACAUUUUUAGUUUUCCCCGCGCCAGAAAAAUUUUUUAUGAAGCUCAAAAUUUCACUGUUUCAACUGAAUGAUAAUUGAAAAUGGUUGUCUCAAAAAAAUAUUGACAUGUUUUCAUUGAGAUAAAUUUCACUGUUUCAACUAAAUUUUUAAGUCAAAAUUAAUAGGAAAAAUUAUUCGUGUUGUUACAUGUUGUAGAAAAAUUCACUGUUUCAGCUGAAUUUGAAAUGAGAAUUUUUGUUUCAGAGAAAUGUUAAAUCAAAGGGUUUCAAUGGUCUAACUAAAAUUAUUCAAAAUAAGAAAUCAAUUGUGAAUGAAAAUUUAAAAUGGUAUUUUAAGAAAUUCUAUCAUUACAUUUCAAUUUUUCCAAAUAAAAUUCACUGUUUCAAUUAAUUUUGGAAUUAAAAAUAAGAAAGAAACAUUAUUCUGAAUUUGGGCGAAAUUGGAGAAUUUCACUGUUUCAAGAGAAUUAGGUUUAUCGAUACUUUUUCCGUUAAAAACUGUUGUUAUAUCUUAUAUUUUGAUUUAUCUGUGGAAUUGGUGUCUGUUCAGGCUAAUAUGAGAAGUUAGGGUAACUUUGCCGAUGAGCUGCAGAUGACAUAAAAAUAUUAAUUUUUGCUGCUUCAAAACCCUUUCCCCUUUAUUUCCUCCUCCUUGGAAAACAUCAUAAAUAACCUGAUAAGAUGAUGAGUUUUUUCGUAUUUCUCUCUCUUUCUCUGAGUUGUCCAAUAUAUUUUUUGGAUAUAUCAUCCCAACUAUCCCAUAUUAUAUAGUUAAAUGUGUAUAAAACAACGAGGUCGGGAACGGGAACAGAAUGAAUCGAGCAGCUGCUGUGCUCUUUUCUCUCUUAUUUUCCCAUUCAAAAAGUAGCCCUUUUUACACAAAUCAUCUCUCACUUUUUCUCUCUCGUAGAUUCUUCUACUUUGACCAGAAGAAAGUGGUUGAAUAGUUUUUUUUGUGAAAUGGAUGUUGAGAAUAUUUUUUUUCUACAAGGGGAUAUUUUGAAAUUGUUGGAUUCGUUUUUGUGUUUAAUUGAAACAGUGAGAUUUUUUGUUUGUAAUAAUUUUGAUUUUAAUUUGAAUCUGACGGUGUUCUUCCAAUGUCGUAAAUAAAUUAAAUAAAAUUAAAUUUCAAACAGUUUUGCACAUUCAUUUCAGAAUCCCAAUUAGCUUUUUCUUGGUUCAUUUUUCAUUUAAUAAUUUUUCGAAACAGUGAAGUUUUUUUUCCAGUUAAUUUUUUUUUCGUCACAAAACCGUUAAAUUAAGUAGAUAUUUUGUCUAAUUUGUAUUCUUACAUUUUAGUUGAAACAGUGAUUUUUUUUCAAAUUCGAUUUUAAUUCAGCUGAAACAUUAAAUUUUUUUUUGAAUUAAUUUUUAGAUUUAUGAAAUUUUUAAUUUGAAAGUUUCGGUUGAAACAGUGAAUUUUUUUUGUAAAAAAAACAAAAUAAAAAUUUUGGAUUUUUGAUUCACUGACUUUUUAAAUUUAAAUUUUUGAAUUUAUUUCCAAAGUUCAGAGCAAUUUUCAAAUUCCCGCUCUAAAUUUUCUUGAAUGAACUCUCUAGAUUUUGUUUAUUUGACUAUUUUCUCCAAUGCAUCAGACAACGAGUUAAUUUUUCUGAAGAAUUAAUUUCGAAAAAUUUUUCAACCCAUUUUUUCUCCUCUCAAUUUCCCAAAAAAAGAACUCUCUGGUGAAUUUAAUUAAGUUCGUUUUUUUCUCCUCCGUAGCCAAAUGUGAAGAAGAAUGUGCUUGGAAAAGUGCGCCGCAUUUUUUCUGUUUUUUUAUGCGAAAUUUUCUGGGUUCCACUUUUCUCCAUGAUUUCGUUUUAUACGCUUCCUCCUUUUUUCCAAACUAAUCCCCUGAAUAAAGUAAUCAAUUAUGAAAUGUGUAAUAUUUUUGCAUUUUACAUUUUCAACCUUAAUCCCCUCAUUUUUCGCUACUCUCUUAUGAAAUCUAUGAUUUUUUUGACCAGUUUUGUUUGAAAACAGGAAAAAGGAAAAAGGUCAAGAUUUUUUGAGUGUUCCUUUUUUUCACUGUUUCAGGAUUUUUUUGAAAUGUCAAGCAGUUUUCCCUCUUUGAUAAGUGAACAUCAAAUCUGAAAAAAAUAUAUUCCAAGAAUUAUUUUUUUUACUGUUUCUAAAAAUCUAGAGAAAAUUCGUUUGAAAUGAAUAUGUUGAUUUGCAGAGAUAACCAUAUUUUUCACUGUUUCAAGAUUUUCCUGAAAACUCGAGAAUUGUACUUGCUUCGAUUAUUGAGGGUUAGGGAUAAAAAUGUUCCAAAUAUUUUUUUUUCUGAAAAAAGUAUGCGCUCUGUACAGAAAAAAUUACUGUUUCAACAUUUUUGGAUAAGAUAUUUUUGUGAAUUCCCUUUAGUCCAACCGUAAUCAAAUAUAUUUCACUGUUUCAGAAAAUUGCUUUUAGAAUUGACUACUUUUUGUUUGAAUGAGUCCAUAAAAUAGUUCGCUAAAAAUUUUUUCAUAGGAAAAAAAUCCUGCUGUUUCAAAAUUUUGUGAUGAGAAACUCUUCAAAAUUCACUUUAGUUUUAUUUUAAUUAGUUUCUGUUAAUUUCCACUGUUUCAAGAAAUUCUAAAGUCAGAUUUCUGAAAUUUGGUUGUAUCAAAAUUUUUCACUGUUUCAAAAAAUAGGAAAUUGGAAAAUGUUUCACAAAAUUUGUUUAACCUUAGCCUUUUUUCUGAAAUUGUUCACUGUUUCAAAAAUUUCUCAUAAUAAAAAUUUUUCAAAAUUUACUUUGAUUAUUUUGAACCUUUGUGUCGAAAACAUUAUGAAAAUCUAAAUUUUUCACUGUUUCAAAAAUAAUUUAGCUAGAUUCCAUUAAUCCACAUUCAUUCCUUUUCACAUUCCUUCAUUAAUUACAAAAAUGUCCAUUUAUCUCAUUUAUUUUCCCUUCUAAUGUUCCUUUUCCUCCUAAAAAUCUAAUGACAUAAUAAUAUUAUUCUCUUCUUCUUUUUCUUCUUUUUAUAAUUAUUUUAAUAUCCUCCUUUUCUUCUUCUUUUUUUUUGUCCGAAUAAUUUCCGGCUUUUUAUAAUUGAGCACAGCAAAGCAAAUAUUGGAUAAAAAUUAUAUCGCCCGAUAUUUUUGAGGAUUUUUUUGUCUUGAGAAUUUUGGUACCAAAAUUAGGGGUUUUUGGGUCCUUAUUUGAAAUUUUCACGUCGUUUUUUAACUCCGAAAUUUCAAAAAAUUGAAAAUCCCUAAUUUUUGGCGCCACAAAAAGAACACUGAAAAAAAUUUGAAACUUUUUUGUUGCUCAAAAGUAGUCAGAAAAUUGUGAAUAUUUGUUGGAUGAAUUGCCUUUUUGGGAAUUGGGGAGAUAUUUUCGACCUCUCCCUUUUCUUCUUCUUUUUUUCCCCUCAAAAUGUAUACUUUUUGUUCUUGGACACUCCUAGUUUUUCUGUAGAAAAAAUAGGCAAUUUUUUUAUGGCUGUGUGAAGAAUUUUGUGUAAAUAUUUGAAUUUUGUUAUGGGUUUUUUGUUGUUUCAAAAAAAAUCGAAUUUUUUUCCCAAUAAUUUUGAAACGUAAUUUUUUACCGGGAAAAAUUUAGUGUUUCAAAAAAAUUUUCAAAAUGAUUUUGGUGAAUUAUCAGACAAUUUUUGAAAUCUUGACAAGUUUUUCACAAAAAAACUGUUUCCUAAAUUUUUUCACUGUUUCAAAAAUUUGUUAUAUUUUUAAAAUUUCUGAAAUUUUUUAUUAUGAUAUUGAAAUUUUUUUGACAGAUAAAUUUUUUCCUAAUUUUUCACUGUUUCAAAAAAUUGAUAUAUUUUUUUGGAAAUUCGAUUUUGAUCGUUUGUGUUCAAAUUUCAAAUUUACUAAAUUUUUUUCACUGUUUCAAAAAAUCGUCAUAUUUCCAAGAAUCUCUGAUAUUUUCAUUCCUCAUUUCUACUAUUCCAAUAAAAAUCAUAUCAAUUUCAUUUUUGCAGGCUCCAACACUUGGUUUCGGAAUCGCAAUCUCGGGCGGUCUAGACAAUCCACACUUCACAUCUGGCGAUCCGGUUGUUGUGAUUUCGGACGUUGUUCAAAACGGGCCAGCUUGGGGAUUAUUGCAGUUAGUUUUUUUUUUUAAUUUGAAUCUGGCGCGAAAAACCACCAUUUUUUUGGGGCCAAAAUAUAUCAACUUUUAUUUUUACACCAGGAAAAACACACAUGUUUAUUUAUUUUUUGCAGAGUUAAUGAUCGAAUAUUAUCUGGAAACAACGUGUCUUUCGAAAAUAUCGAUUAUUCAACAGCUGUUGAUAUAAUUAAAAAUAAGGAUCAGAUUAAUAUGAUUGUAAAGAGAAGAGUUGCAAUGCCAAUGUUAGAAUUUGAGCAGCGAACUUUGAAAUUCACAUUAUCGAAAUCGAGGAAAAAAGAUGAUUUUGGAAUUGUUGUUGGAUGUAAAUUUUAUAUCAAAGAGAUCAGGAAUCCUAAAUUAGCUGAAAAAGAUCCGGGAUUAAGAGAAGGUGAUUCGGUGUUAAGAAUAAAUGGACAAAGUUUGGAAGGAGCCACUCUGGAAGAAGUGAAUAAAUGGCUGGAAAGAUCGAGAGAUAAAUUAUGUUUGGUGAUACAAAGAGAUGUGAAAAGAGGAACAUCGAGAUGGCCAUCACAGAAUACGGUUUAUGAACGAGUUGGUGGAGGAAGUAUGAAUGCGACGCCACGACAUUCGCCCAGUCCAAUGAUGCCGCAUGUUCCGAUUCAGCAGAGGUUGGGGGAUUUUAGGGGGGUUUUUUUGAAUCUGAAAGUUUUGAGCUGGGUUUUUUCAUAGAAAUAAAAUUCACAUGAACUUUUAAUAAAUAUAUGGAGUUUCAAUUAAUAUCGGAUCAAUUUUAGGGAAGAUUUUUUGAUAAAAAAUUUGAAACAGUAGAUUUUUUGGAAUUUUUUGAAAUGAGAUGCGGACUAUCAAUAAGGUUCUCAUUUGCUUUGAGUAAUUAUUUGGAAUUUUUGAAACAGUAGAUUUUUUGAAUAAAAUUUUUGUUGAUUAUUUAUUUCUCGAGAUUUUUUAAUGAGAAAUUUUGCUUUCUAAAAGCUAAUAAUAUUUUUUGAAAAAAUCCAUUGUUUCAAAAAUUUAUUAAUAUUUUGGGUUAUCUUUGAAUAUCUGUUGGAUGAUUCAUGAGAGUAUAUAUUUUUUAAAUUCAAAUUUAAAAAAAUAUAUAAAGGUUUUGAAAAAAAAUACAAUAUUCAUCAAUUUUAGGGAAUUGCAAGAUUUUUUAGUGAAAUAUUUGAAACAGUAGAUUUUCUGGAAUUUUUUGAACCUUCUUGCCUUGAGAAUUAGGUUCUCAUUUGCUUUGCAAAAUUAUUUGAAAUUUUUGAAACAGUAGAUUUUUUGAAUAAAAUUUUUGUUGAUUAUUCAUUUCUAGGGGGUCUCGAGAUUUUUUAUGAGAAAUUUUGCUUCCUAAAAAUUAAUAAAAUUUUUUGAAACAAUUCACUAUUUCAAAAAUUUAUUAAUAUUUGGGGUUAUCUUUGAAUAUCUGUUGAGUGAUUCAGUAGAGUAUUUUUUUAAAUUUAAAUUUUAAAAAAUUAAUUUCAACUGUUUCAAAAUUUUUAUUUGAUUUUUGAAUAUUUUUCCUCCAGAUGUUUAUGAAAAACGUAUAAAAAUAAGAAAAACAUUAAUUAUCUGAUUUUAAAACUCAAGAAAUCCACAAGAAUCUGAUCCUCGAAUUAUUCACAUUUUAAAAAUAUAAUUUCAGAAAUUCUCACGAAUACGUAAAUUCACCGCGUUAUCGACCAGAUGGAAGUGUUGAAAGAAGAGUAUCAUCUCCGGCAAAUUCACAAAUCUCAAGUACAAUCGGAAUGUCGGCUUCAACCAUCCAACAACAACAAUUAGGAGGCCAACAACAAAAUAUGAUAACACCACAAGAAUAUGAAUAUUAUACACGACAAUCUGCCAAACCACAAGAUCAAAAUGGAGUUAGAAAUGUGAUUUUUAGAAAGGUUAGAGAGAAGUUUUGGGCGGGAAUUUGAAAAAUAUAAAGUUUUAGCGCCAACGAAAUUUUAAAACCCAAUAUUUUCAGUUGGAAAAUUCAGACUCAGAAAAAUCUUUGAAAAUUUGAUUUGAAACUAAUUUUUCAAAGUAGCUUUGAUCAAUGUAUUAAGAACAAAACAUUUUCAAAUGUUUUUCACAAAAUUUUGAAACAGUGAAUUUUCGAGAAGAUGGAUUUCUAUUCAAAAAAUCUAAAUUUCCACGUGGUUUUUUCGCGCCAAAAUUUUUUUCAAAAAAAUAAAUCAAAUUCAAAUUUUUGCAGGUUGGCGGAAGUGUUGGUGUCCGCGUAAUCGGUGGAAAUGAAGUUGGAAUCUUCGUGUCAGCAGUCGCCGCCGAUUCUCCAGCCGCAAUUCACGGUGUUUGUUGUGGUGAUCGAAUUUUGGAAGUGAAUGGAAGAAAUAUGAGAGGAAUCACAAGAGAAUCAGCUGUUCAAUUAUUAUUGGGAUUAGAUGAUCGUGUUUCUUUGAAGCUAGAACAUGCUCGAGGUGAAUUUGAACAUGUUCGAUCAAAUCAACUUGGCGACAAUUUCUAUAUUCGAUCACAUUUUACAAAAGAGAAAAAGAAUAGUGCACUUGAAUUAAGUGUGAAUGAAGGUGAUAUAUUCCAUGUCACUGAUACUUUAUUUGGGGGAACUGUUGGAUUGUGGCAAGCUGCGCGAGUUUAUUCAUCGGCUGAAAAUAAAGGAGAACCGGUGAAAGGAGUUAUACCAAAUCAGGCGACCGCGGAAAUUGUGGCCAAAGAAUAUCGACAUUUUAUUGAGGCGAAACAGCAGAAAACGAGUGGCGGGACGCUUUUGAGAAGGAAAUUUGAGUCGCGAAAAUCGAAGAGUUUGCCGAAGAAUAUGAUUUGUGAUCCAACGGAAUUGUCAGCUAAUAUACCAUUGCCUGCUUAUGAACGAGUUAGCCUAAAUACCCCGUCUUUUCAUAGACCAAUUGUGCUUUUUGGACCAUUGGCUGAUAUUGCGAGACAGUAUUUAUUGCAGCAAUUCAGGUGAGGUUUUGGGGGAAAAUUCACUGUUUCAAAAAUAUUUGGAAACGUUUUUGAGAUUCUUGCAAAAGUCAAUUUCAUUUUGAUUGCUUUGAUCUUCUGUGAGAAACAUUGAUUUGGAAUCUGGAAUUUUCCAAAAAAAAAGAGUUUUUGUGGUUUUUAAAUGAAAAAUUUGAACAAAAAUUCACUGUUUCAAAUCUGUUGUUAAUAUUUUUGGAAUUUUUUGAUAAAUUGCUACGGAUUUAUUGAAAAGAUGAAUUGAUUAGUUUUUUUUUAUUUUUGCAAUUUCAAAAUACGAACCUGGAUUCUAAACAAAAUUUAACUGUUUCAAAAAAUUGCCAUGAAUUUUCUUGUAAAUUGUGUUAAAUUGAUACGUGAGUGAAUGUGUACAUAUACUCUUAGAAUUCAAAAAACUGAAUAUUUUCCACUGUUUCAAUAUUUUCAUAAGAUUUUAAAUUUUGGCGAUUCAGAUAUCGGCUUGAAUUAGAAAUUGAUUGAAAGUUUUAUUUAGAAAUGCAAUUUGAAAAUUUCACUGUUUCAAAAAUAAUUCAUGAAUUUUUAUAGCAUUUCUGAUAGCAUUUCUGAAUUUUAGUUUGUUGCAAUGGAUAAUACCAAAAAAUUUCGACUGUUUCAAAAAAAUCAUUAUUUCCAACCACGAAUGAUUUUCCCAACAAAAAAUUAACAUUCACACACUUAAUGUGUCUGAAGCUCCAUUGGCUUUUUGUUAACAUUUUUGGUAUUCUGAAAUUAGAAAUGUUAUCUAUCCCGAUUUCUUGUCUUUUUUUGAUUGCAAUAUUUUUUACAACAACGAUAUCAAAAAGAGUCGAAGAUUGGACCAAAAAUGUAUUUUCUCAUAAUUUGGCGAAAGAUAUAACAGAAAUACUAUUGAAAGUGACAGAUUUGGAGAAAUCGGAUUUUCAAAAACUGGCAUUUAUUUCACAUAACAAUUUCAAAUAUGCAUCACUUUGUUCUAAAGAGCAAACAGUGGAUUUUCCUGAAUAUUUGAAAUUGGAAAAACGACUUUCAAUUGGGCCAGUUAUUAAACAUCGAUUUGUCUACCAAAAUAAUUGGGAAGAUUUUGUAACAUUUCAAUUUUUUGUGGUCCAGAAGCAUAUUUUGAACUACGAAAAGGUUUCGAAAUAUAAUAUAACUGUUUUUUGGCCACUGAAAGAAAAUUGGAAAAUCAUGGAUAUUUUUAUUGACAACAAUUUUAUUUGCUUCGAUUUUUCCUUCGAUUCUUGGACUCCGAAAUAUUUCUCAUCGGUCAAAAAUCUGAUCAAUGAAACAGAGAAAAUUAUACCAUUUGCCGAUUUAGAGAAAAUCGAAGAGAUUGAAAUAUUCAACGAAAAUUUUGAGGGGAUUAUUUUAAUGAAUCCGAAUGUCAAAGAUAAAUAUAAUAUUCUCGAAGUAGUUGAAUAUAUGUCAAAACUGAAAAAUCGUUUCAAUUUCGAUUUUUUUGAAGCCAAAAAUAGUAUAAAAGUAAUUGAAGAAAAAGUGGAUCGAAUUAUCUUUGAAAUAUUGCAUUGUAUAAAUUGUCCGAUAAAUCAAAGUAUAAUUCACGCAUUUUCAUUUUUAUUUGAAGCAAAAAUGAAUGAAAACACGUGGGAUUUUGAAAUCACUCGAUUAAUUGUAAAACAAAUUUAUGAACCUGGACCAUCUCCAAUCAUCGAAAUAUUUUCGAGUGAUUUUGUGAGAGCAGAAGAUGAGAAAAUACAAGAAAUAUAUCGAAAAAAUGAGGCGAAACAUAAAAUAUCUGUGGAUGAUUUCAAUUUACCUUUGAGUUUGUAUAAUAUAACAAAAUUACAUGAGUUUCUUCCUAAUUCAGUAAAUGCAAUGAGAACUUGGGAAGUUUCGAAUGUUGAAAUUGAUUAUGAUACUGGAAAUAUCAAUUAUACAAUGAAAUAUUCUUUUGCAAAUGGUCGAAGAAAUUUGAAAAUUGAAGGAUGGGCUGGUUAUAAUUCGAAGAUAAAUGAAUAUAAAAAUAAUAAGUAUCUGAUUUCAACCGAAAAAUGAUUGGAAAUAAUAAAUAUUUGAACUUUGUGAAUGUUAAAAAUUCACUGUUUCAAAAAAUUUAUGAAUUUUGAAUGAAUUUUUGAAUUGCAAUGAUUCAUACACUCACUUCAUACAAAGUUCACUGUUUCAAAAAUUAUUAAAUUUCUCACAUUUAUAAUAGUUUCUAUUAAUUUCUAGUAACCUAUGCGCGCAGUAAAAAUUGGUUUUUCAAUCCUAAAAUUCACUGUUUCAAAUAUUUAUGAAAUGUGAUUAGUUUCUUCACUUUUUGAUUGAAUUCGGGUUUUUAAUUCUUUGAAUUUUCUUCGAUAAACAACUGACAUUUAUUUUUGAAAAAUGAUGAUAAUUUUUGUAGGAACAAAAAUUAACUGUUUCAAAAAAUCAUAAUACAUUCUGAGUCUGCUCACAGGCAAAUUCAGAUGGAUACAUAAUUGAUCCAUAAUUGAUACAUCAUGUCCCCAGUUCAGAUGUAUACAUCGGGUACACAUAAUGGAUCCAUCUGAACUCGUUUGAUUGAUACUUGAUGGACGCUUGAUGUAUCCAUUUUCUCUUUAUAACUCUUUUUCAAGUAGACAGUUAAAAUUAAAGUUUAUUCAUAGUAAAAAUUGAAAUAUAACAAAAUUAGAAGUUAGAAGAACUUGUUUUUCAUGGUGUGGGCGCAUCUUUUCGGUCAUCUUAAUUGGAUUCACAAGGAAGAUGGCAGUUGGAGCAGGUUUUGUGGUCAACACGAGCAACGGCGAAGGUUGAUUUCCUAGCUCGAGCAGAGGCCGCUUUGCGGAGACUAACGUGGAGUUUUCUUGACCUCUCAUCUCUUGGUGGCUUCCUUGAAUCCGCAACCCUUGGCAACACCCGAUGUUGUCGAUCAUUUCAUAUUUGGGAGAAGUCGGAGCCAAUCAGAGUUUUCUUCUCGGUUCUCACAAGCUCAAUCGACCUUUUGAGCGACGAAUCCUCCGUUGAUUUGGAUUUCGACCAAAUCAAUAUUCAUUCAUUUGACACGGCGGUCGAGAACCUUGGCCUGAAAAGAAAGAACCAUUUGAAAAAAUGUUCUCAUUCAAGUUAACCAACCUGAGUGUGAGUGAUAACAUGGAUUGAUGAGCAAUACUUCCUGAGAUAUUUGAAGACUGUUUCUUCUCGCCAUUUAAUUUCAUUCCAUUAUUACGGACCAAGUGUCUUCCUAGCCAAACUGAUGCAUUAGGCAGUUAGUUCGAUAACCUUCUUGUACACACUGUAGUGACCUGAAAAGUUGUUUUUAUUCACGAAGUUCUUUAAAUAAUCAAUUUACCACUGUUUGGCAAAUAGUUGAUGUCGAUUUCGACGUUUGAAUGAGAGCGAUGUCUGAAAAAAAAACCAGUUGACAAAAGUAGUAAAUCAGUGUGUGCGAAAUUCAAGAAAGUACGAUAUAGGGAAUUUCAAUUUUCAGCUCUGAUACGGAAUCUUCUAUUUCAUUUCAUUUAAAUGUUGCUUCAAUUGAAUGAAAUUGAAAAAAUGUCUCGUUUUACUACCUAAAAUCGAAAAAAACCAAUUUUUCAAAGUUUCUGGCCUAAAUUCAUGUUCAAUAUGCGAAUUUCAAAGUUCUGAUGACAUUUGCUGCUAGAUCCUAGUCGAGGAACAUAAUCUAUAUGUUUUCCGCAGUUUUUAACCCUCAAUUUCUCUAUGAAACGGGAAACAAACAAAAAAAAACGAAAAAAAAAAGAAAAAAAUGUGGCGUGCAAAUCGUCCGAGAGAAGUACACACACACACAUUUCGCUGCAGGAUAAAUUCAUUGAAAUGUCUGCGCCUUUAAUGUUACACUUUUGCGCACCAAUUAAGAGCACUUGAGUGAAAAUGAUAUAUACCAUUCGACUCAGAAUUUCACGCUGAACAAAAUGAUUAUAAAUUCAUCCCUUGUUUCGAGCGGUUUCCAAUUUUUCGGUUUUUGAGAAAUGUGAAUGUUUAUUGUGAACUUCACUCAGUUACACUAUACCAUUCGAUAAAGUUUUUCCUGCUUAGAAAUAUCCAGUCAUCAGCUUUUGUUGAACCACUCGUAAAAGCUCAAAAUUUAGCCCGAAAUUGAGUAAAUGUUUUUUUCGCUUUUUCAGAAGCUUCUAAACAAAAGAAUGUGCAUGCAUGAUAAUCGAUCUCAUGAGAAGAUUGUAUAAAUCUUUCUGAUAUAUUGAACAGUGAUCUGUCUGUCGACCUACUUUUGUGCCCUAGAUUUAAGCUUAAUUAAUUUGACGUUUUUUUCUGCAUUAUUUUUUGAAAUGUAGCAAAGCAUGUGAGUUGAUUUAAAAAGGUAUCGUGCGAUUCAUCAUUUUUAUCCAUAAAAUCGAGCUAGAUUUAAAAAUCGGGAAUUCGCAGUGACUACGAAAUCACCAUUUAUCAUUUUUAUCUUUAAAUAGAAUGAAUGGAAGAAAACAUGUUCAAAAAACUCUACUGUGAAGGAGGACUUGAUGAUUUAUCAAUAAUUGGUACAUUAUGGAUCCAUCAUCCAUCCUCGAUCCAUUUUGAAUCAAUCAACUAUCAGCUCAAUCAGCUGAGUAUCAAUCUGAGACCCAUCAGCGAUACAUCACCCCUGAUUGAUGUCAGAUGGAUCUUAUAUGGACCCUUGAUGUAACCGAAAUGGGUCGAUUAUGGAUGAUGGAUCCAUAAUGUAUCCAUUAUGUAUCCAUAUGAAUUUGCCUGUGCUUUCAGAAGAGUUUAAACAAAAACAAAUAUAUUUCCAUAAAAAUGUACUGUUUCAAAAAAUCUAUAGUAAUUUAUGAACCCCUUAUUUUUCAGCGCUCGUUUCGGUCAACCAGAAAGUGAUGGUGGUGUAAUUCGUCUCUCAUCAGUCGACCACGUCAUCGCCUCAAUGAAACACUGCAUUUUGGAUAUAAGUAUAGAAAGUGUGGAAAGAUUGCAAUUGGCACAAUACGCUCCAAUUGUUGUAUUGUUGGAUGUCGAAAAUCGUGGACGAAUUCGAGAAAUUCGAAAACGAGCAAAUGCGCCCCAUUUAUCAUCGCGAAAAUUGGCCGAACAUUCGGCACAAAUCAAAAAAUAUCAUUCGCAUUUGUUGAGUGCCACAAUUGAUGCGACACAUGAAAAUGGAUGGUUUGAUGCGUUGAGAGAAUUGAUUGUGCAUUUGCAACAAAGAAGAUUGUGGAUGCCUGAAUUCCCGCCGAAUUUACCGCUGGAAGAUGUGAGUUUUUUGAACCGCGAUGAUCUUAAAAUCGGGAGUGGAAAAUGUGGAAAAUUUUAGUAGAAAUUUUGAAACAGUAAAUUUUAUUUCAAUGGAAAAUUGAAGUGUUUUAUCAAACUCCAAAUUUUUGUUAUGAAGAAAUUUUGAAACAGUAAAUUUUUCGCAAUUUUAUUGAAGAACUGGAACAGUUUUAAAUAAUUUCGAGAUUUCUUAAUGGCAAAUUUCGAAACAGUAAUUUUUCUGAAUGAAAAGCUGCAACACUUUUUGAGAAUUCUAAGAUUAUUUUUUGAAAAAAUUGAAACAGUGUUGUUUGCCAUUCUUCGAUUAAAAUUCGAAUUUUCUUGAAAAACUAUUAGGAAGUUUUGAAACAGUAAAUUUUUCAAUUGAAUUUUGAUCGGUAUAAAUCGAAAUUCAAUAAAUUUCUGGACUAAUAUCAAGCAUUUGUCUUCAAAAAUUAUAGUGAAAUUUUGAAACAGUUAAUUUUUUGAAUUUUUUUUUUCGAACUGAAAAAAUUGUGAGAUGAUUUCAGGAGAUUAACGAACGAAGAAUCGAAAAUCGAAUUUCUUGAAUUAUAUUCAAAUUAUUUUUGAAACAGUGAAAAAAAAAAUCAUAUCAAACCUUUAUUUUUUCUCAGGUUCUCCUGUUCCCUCUUCCAAAAUGUGAUGGAGACGUGGAUUCGCUCAAAUCAGAAUACAUCGAAUACAAUAAUUCGGCGACGAAUUCAAUGAGAAGAGAUGAUAGUUUGCCAAGAAAUGGAACACCUUCACAAAAUCAACAAGAUAUUAUGAAACAAUCGAUUUAUAAUUGGGAUACUUCUUCUCAGGCUCAAGUUCAACAUCAAGCCCAAACUCAAAGUCCUUUUAAUUCCACUACAAUUCCCAGAAGAUUUGAGCAACGACAAAAUGAAAGAAAUGGAUCACAAGGUUGUCUGAAUGCUACACAAACUGCAUUUAUACCAACAAGUUCUGGGAACUCGCCGGUUCCUUUUGCACAAAAAGCACAGCCGCCAAGAACACCGACUUCGCCUGGAUAUUAUCAUGUUAAACAGGUUGGUAGGGAAAAUUGUUAUUGAAAAGUUUUGGGAGGGUUUGAGCGUUAUUGAAAUUUUGAAACAGUGAAAAAUAUAGUCCAAAAAUUGUUUGUAAAGAAUCUUUUUAUUGUAAAUGUGAUUGUAAAUGUGACAAUUUUGAAACAGUGAAAAAUUAUUUUCAUUGAAAUUGCAAUUAAGUUCAUUCUUUGAUUGGAAAAUUUAGAAAAUUUAGAAUUUAUUGGAAAUUUGAAACAGUAGAUUUUUUUGUUUCGAAAAUUCAUAUUUUUGGUCAUUUUUCUGAUUUUUCUAGAGUUUCUUUUUCUUUAACAAAAUUGUGGAAAUCAGAAAAUUCAAGAUUUUUCAGUUUUAAUGAAAUUUUGAAACAGUGAAAAAUAAUUUUCAUUGAAUUUUUUAUUCAAAUCAGGAACUAGGUAAAAUUGAGAAAUCAGGAAAUUGUGGACAUUAUUGAAUUUUUGAAACAGUGAAAAUUUUAGAAUUUUUUAAAAAUUACUUUUUAAUUGAAACAAAUCGCAGUACAGUAUUAAUUUAAAACUUGAAUUUUUCAUUAUAUCAAAUUUUUGAAACAGUAAAAAUAUUUUGGAAAGAAACCAGUGGAUUUUUCCUUGCAAAAAAAUUAUCUACAUUUUUUCACUGUUUCUAAAUUUUUUUUAUGUUUUUUGGUUGAAUUUCACAUCGAUUCGUAACAAAUAGAAGUUUGGAGGACGAAAUUAUCAAAAACUGUAUUUUCCACAGAUAUUUUCAAAACGAAAAAAUCAGAAAGAAGUUUCUGAAUUUUCACUGUUUCAAAAAAAAACUUUCGAAAAAUCGCAACUUUUUUUCCUGAUCCAGUCAGAUACUUCCACAAAAAAUCAAAUUUUCCUUAUAGUUCAAGUAACUCUGUUGUUGUGCAUAUAGUGUGUUUGUUGUAUUUUCAGCUUUUGGAUGAUGAAUCACUAUAUCAAGAUGCUCGAUUGGCCAAUGAAAUUGCAAAUGUUCGAUUGAGAGAAGAAGCCAGGUUAAGAGAUGAAAAAGCGAGAAAUUUGAAUGUUGUUGAGGUUUGUUGUAAAUAUGUUGUGGUUUUGUCAGGAAAUUUGGGAAUUUUAGGGGAAAAUUGUGAUUUUGAAUCGAUGAUACAACAAUUUCUGAUUUUUACAGCAAUCUCCUUCAAGUUUACCACAUCGAUUGGAUGAUCCGACAACAACUAGCAACUCUUUUGAUUUUUCCAAUUGUGAGUUUUUUUUUUGGGAAACUUUCGCUGAUUUUACUGAUUUUGAGGAGUUUGCAAAAAUUAUGGCAGAUUUUUGAAACAGUGAGAUUUUUGGUAAAACAAUGUUCAAAAAUUUACAAUACGACAAAUUUCGGAAAAAAAUUUGAAAGCCUGAAUUUCUUAUUAAAAAAUUUUUUCAAUUGAAAAAAUCAACUGUUUCAAAAAAUUCUCAUAAUCUAGCAGGAUUUUGUCCAACUUUGUUCUUUUUUUGUUCUAUUCAACCAGAAAAAUUUACUGUUUCAAAAAUUUUUAUCUAAAAACUCAUGCCUCCAAAAUUGUUUUCAUCAAGGUUCUCUACCUAAAAUUCUGAUGAAAACAAGUCCAAAAAUUUGAACACGAAUUCGAAAUAAAUUCUGAAUUCUUCGAAAAAAGUUACAAUUUUCAAACUUAUAAUUCACUGUUUAAAAAAAUGCUCAUAAUUUGGACGGGUUUUUUUUCGCUUGAUAGGGCUCUUUCCUACCUGAAAAUCGGAUAAAAAUAAAUUUUUGAAAACUUGAAUUUUUAUCAACAAAAAACAAUUUUCAAGUAUAAAAAUUUCACUGUUUUAAAAAAUCCUAAUCAAACAUGUGAAUUAGAUUUUUUGUUUGAUUAAUAGAUUCAGUAAAAAAUUCACUUUCGAAAAAACCUUAUUCAAUUUUUUCUAAUUUUUUUUGUUGCGAAAAUCGAAAAUUAGAAGAAAAAUGGUUAAAAUCACCGAGGAAAAUUUCACUGUUUCAAAAAAUGUUGAUUAAAAAAUUGAAUUUGAGUUUUCGUUCAGAGAGCUUUUCCGUGAUCCAAAUCAGCAUUCCCUUCCUAAGCCAAUUCCUACUUAUCUAUAUUUUCCAGCCUCUUCCACCAACACGUCAUCACCUGCAAAUCAACCAAAUACCUCAAAAUAUCAUCCCCUUACACCAUCCUCAAUGACAUCAGCAUCUUCUUCAACAAAUUCGCCACGCCCAGUUUUGCCACCAAAACCAUCGCAGAUUUCGAAUUCGAACGGCGAAAAUGGCUCUGGAGGUGGAUAUAUUAGAAAUCGAUGGCCUGGAUCUGGAAAUGGAAAAGAUAUAGAAAUAGAUGCAAGAAUGAAUGGAAGUGCAUCACCUGCAAAUGGAAGUAUAUCACUAAGUGUUGCACCAAUUUCAACAAAUAAUUCGAAAUCUCCAACACCUGUCAAAUUUGUAGAUGAAAAUGAAAAUGGAAAUGAACACGAAAAAAAUGAAGAAGAAGCUGAAAAUGAAGAAGAAGAACCGAUUGUUGUUGAAGAAGCCACGGCAAUCAUUGAUUUUGCUGGUGGAAUCAUUCGAUGUCCAAAUUCGAAUGUUGAAUUGAGAAUACCGGAAGGAGCUGUGAAAAAAGGAGAAAAACAUGAGAUUUAUGUGAAGGUUUGUCGAGAAGGAGAGAUUUCACCGAUUGAUCGAUCGAAGGGAGAAACAUUGUUGUCGCCAUUGGUUAUGUGUGGACCACAGGGUGAGCAUUUUGGGAAGGGGCUGGGAAAAAUGCACUGAAUUUGGAGUUUUAAAAACUCUUUCAUUUUUUCAUAUAAAGAUUUGCACAUUUUUUGAAAAAGUAAAUAUUUUUGGGAUUUGAAAAUUCCCAGAAAAUCAACGCUGAUACAAUUUUCAAACGUAAAAUUUCGGAGUUUUUUUUUUCGAAAAAAUUCUGCUGUUUCAAAAAAUCAAGAAAAACGGAAAUAUUCUUGAAUUCUUCAGUAAGCGCGGCUUUCAUAGAACACUUGAAAAUUGAUGAAAUUCUGAGUACUCAAAAAGCUAACAAUUGUAUCUUGGCUGAAGCCGAAAUUUUUGAGAUUUUCUUUGUGUGACGAUGACCCGAAUAGAUUCAACUUUUCAUUAAAAUUUUUGCUAUUUUUUGAAACAGUAAUUUUUUCAAUUUUUUCAACAAAAUUACUAGCAAAUUGAUUUUAAAAUCCCAAGAAUAUUCUACUAUUGAUCAAAUUUGUUCCGAAACUCGAGUUUUUUUUUAAAUUUGAAACAGUGAAUUUUUGAAACCUUCCAACAUACGAGGAGAUCAUCAAAGCUUAUUUGUUUUUCAAAAAGUUUGUAUUUAUUUUGAAACAGUACAUUUUUUUCAAAUUUAAAAUUUGGAAUUUCUAGUUAUACAAUGCUUUUAACCUUCUUUGAAGCUUUUGAGUUGUGCUAAAAUUAUUCAAUAAAGAAACAGAGUCUCACUAAAGAAGUUGAUCUAACUAAAUAUCACAGAAUAGUGUAUUUUCUGUUGUUAUUAUUAGUGUUAAAAUUGCCACAGAGUAGAAAACCAUAAAAAAGCAUCAUUGAACAUUUCCCAAGCUUUUUAAUGGCUAAACUUUGAAACAGUGAGAUUUCGACAAAAUUUUUGAACUUUUUUUUUUUGAAAAUUGAAUGUUAGCGAAUUAUUAAAAUCCAGUUUUUUCCAAGACAUUUCCUAUUUUUUUGAAACAGAAUUUUUUUGAAAAAAAUCAAACAAUUUUUGAUUUUUUCAAGAAGAUCAUAUCAAGACGACUAUCAUCUAAAAAUUCCGUUUUUUUAUUCAAUUAAAAUUUUGAAACGUAGAAUUUCCGGGAAUAAUUUUUACCAAUUUUGAGUUUUAUAUCAAAAAAUACCGAUUGAUUUUUUUUUCAAUAUUCAAUUUCAGGUCUAAAAUUCGACAAACAAUGCGAACUUCGUAUGCCACACACCGGUCCAAUUCAAUCCGAAAAUGAAUCAGAUUCCGGUCAAUGGUCAUUUUCUCUAAAAACUGGCGAAGGUGGAGAAUGGAAACAUAUGGAUAUUGAACAAACCAAAAAUAAAGGAGAUGAACAUCAAUUUUUAACUGUUCCAAUUACACAUUUCUAA
Caenorhabditis angaria is the source of this 21813-nucleotide messenger RNA. The record is from the annotation of a GenBank genome assembly. NCBI's taxonomy places the organism in Eukaryota, Metazoa, Nematoda, Chromadorea, Rhabditida, Rhabditidae.